Messenger RNA from Strongyloides ratti, 1257 nucleotides. Its product is annotated as Reduced folate carrier family and Major facilitator superfamily domain, general substrate transporter-containing protein. The transcript has 3 exons. The coding region runs from base 1 to 1257 and encodes 418 amino acids. Gene Ontology annotation, cellular component: plasma membrane. Gene Ontology annotation, biological process: vitamin transport; transmembrane transport. The record is from RefSeq and is a predicted model, not a curated record. NCBI's taxonomy places the organism in Eukaryota, Metazoa, Nematoda, Chromadorea, Rhabditida, Strongyloididae. Gene Ontology annotation, molecular function: vitamin transmembrane transporter activity.
AUGAAAUGGUAUAUUAUUACGGCUUUUCUUUUAACAAGUUAUGGUUUUUUAAAAGAAUUUAGACCAACAGAACCAUAUUUAUAUGAUUAUGAAAUACAUGUACAAAAUUUAUCUGAUAGUGAUUUAAAUAAUAAAAUAUAUCCAUGGUCAACAUAUAGUUAUAUGAUUUUUUUGAUACCAGUAUUUUUUUUUACUGAUGUAUUAUUAUACAAAGUAGUACUUGCACUAGAAAGUAUAUGUUUUAUUGUUACAUGGGCUCUUAUUAUUUUUGAAAAAUCUGUAGCAUCACAAGUAUUGAUGCAAAUAUUUUAUGGAGGUGCCACAGCAACUGAAAUUGCCUACUUCUCAUAUAUCUAUGCAUAUUAUGAUGAAAAAUAUUAUAGAAAACUUACAAUUGGAUCAAGAGUUUCAUUAAAUUUUGGUAAAUGUGUUAGUUAUUUUUUUGCUCAAUUAAUUAUUCAAAAUAACUCAUCUGGAUAUAGUAUUUUAAAUUAUACCUCACUAGGAAGUUUAAUACUAGCAUUUAUUUUUGUUAUAUUUCUUCCAAAUAUUGACUGGAAGAAGUUACGUAUUGAAAUUGAAAAAACUAAUAAAGAUAUAUAUAUUGAAUCAUAUAAAGAUUAUGCUCUAUUUAAAAUAAAAUCAAUAUGGAAAUCAACUAAACAACUAUUUAAUAAUCAAUCAAUUUAUGUUUGGUCUUUGUGGUGGAUUCUAUCAACAUGUGGAAAUUUUCAGAUUGGUAAUUAUAUACAACCUUUAUGGGCAUCUGCAACAGACUACUCCACAUCAAAAUCUAAUUAUAAUGGUCUUAUUGAAGCAAUUUGUCCCUUACUAUCUAUCAUUACAAUCUUCAUAACUCAAUGGAUAAUCAGUUAUAAAAAAUAUUUAUCAUUAGUAUCUAUUUUCUUAGCUGCUGGAAUAAGCUUUGUUUCACUACUUAUAAUGUCAUAUUCAACAUCAAUUUUUGUAAUGUAUGCACUAUAUUUAAUUUAUAGAGUUAUAUAUCAGGCAAUGAUAACAGUAUCACAAUAUGAAAUAUCAAUGGCUACAGAUCCAUCAAAUCUAGGAUUUACCUUUGGUGUAAAUACAUUUUUUUCUCUUGUUCUCCAAAGUUUGUUAACAUUUAUUGUUGCUGAUAAAACAGUAUUAGGUCUUCCAAUAAGAAAACAAUUUAUGAUAUAUGCUUAUUAUCAUCUUUUUAUUUUUAUAUUGCUUAUAUUAUAUAUUUUAUAUAAAAUUAUAAAGAAAAAAAAAUGA